Molecule: messenger RNA, 1816 nt
Organism: Helianthus annuus (common sunflower)
Lineage: Eukaryota; Viridiplantae; Streptophyta; Magnoliopsida; Asterales; Asteraceae
Product: tRNA dimethylallyltransferase 2
Exons: 11
Coding region: 59-1429 (456 amino acids)
Biological process (GO): tRNA modification
Cellular component (GO): mitochondrion
Molecular function (GO): tRNA dimethylallyltransferase activity
Source: RefSeq, a predicted model, not a curated record
CUUUAUUAUUAUUACCACUUUUUAUUCUUUCAAUCAAUCUCCGGCAACCGCAUUAGAGAUGGAGGGUGACAGUCUCAUAAACCCUAAUGAAGAACAAAACCCUAAAAUGUCAAAUUCAAAGCCAAAGGUAGUGGUGAUAAUGGGAGCAACUGGUUCCGGAAAAUCACGCCUCGCAAUUGACCUAGCUUCACAGUUCCCCAUUGAAAUCAUCAACGCCGAUUCUAUGCAGGUGUAUGAAGGACUGGAUGUUCUCACCAAUAAAGUUCCAAUUCACGAUCAGAAAGGAGUGCCACACCAUCUGUUGGGUACAAUCAGCCCUAUGGUUGAGUUCACUGCCAAGGAUUUUCGGGAUUACGCAAUUCCUCUUAUCAGUGAUAUAACAUCCAGGAAUCACUUACCAGUAAUUGUUGGAGGCACAAAUUACUAUAUUCAGGCACUUGUGAGCCGAUUCCUUUUAGACGAAUCAUUUGGAGAUACAGAUGACAGCUGCUUAGAUGAAAGAGAUAAAGAACCACAUAUUCAACUUGUGUCGGAGCAAGAAAAUUUUAGUCGUAGUUACGAAAGUCUCAAGGCUAUUGAUCCCGUUGCUGCAAAUAGAAUUCAUCCAAACGACCAUAGAAAGAUAAGUCAAUACCUUCAUUUAUAUACUUCGUCUGGUGUUCUUCCUAGCAAAUAUCUUCAGGAAAAAACUAUGGAGAACUGGGGAGAUGCUGAUAAUUUGCGAUACGACUGUUGUUUCAUAUGCGUGGACGCUUCUCUCCCCGUUAUAGACAAAUACGUGGAUCAACGGGUGGACCAGAUGAUCAAUACCGGUUUACUUCAGGAAGUUUAUGACAUUUUUAACCCUGAUGCUGUUUACACUCGAGGUUUACGGCAAGCCAUUGGUGUCAGGGAGUUUGAGGAUUUUUUACGAGUUUAUCUUUCUCAAGGGUUGACGGUUACAUCUGUUGAGACAUUGAAAGAAAAUAUGAACACGAUUUUGAAUACGUCUAUUAAGAAUCCACUGAAACAACUUCUACAAGAUGCUAUUGACAAAGUUAAACUGAAUACCAGAAGGCUCGUUCGUCGUCAGAAAAGAAGGCUUAAUCGGCUGCAGACAUUGUUUGGGUGGAACAUACAUUAUGUUGAUGCAACGGAAUGUCUCUCAUGUUUCUCCGAAGAGUCAUGGACUGCAAAUGUGGUUAAUCCAUCAACCCAAAUAAUCAAAUUUCAUCUUGAAAAAGAUAUGAAGUGUGAUAUUGAUGCAAGAAAUGGUAUUAAUGGAUUAAAAUUGAUGGAAAGGGAUUUAUGGACACAACACAUAUGCAAGGCGUGUGGAAAUAAGGUGCUUAGAGGGGCAUACGAGUGGGGACAACAUAAACAAGGGAGGAGUCAUCGCAAAAGAGUUUGUCGGCUUAGGAAGUCCGGAGUCUCUGGCUUGGAUGAGUGACCACCCGACCCUGCGUAAUUAUCAAUUAUCUAUUCCAGGAAUCACAAUGGCAUAUGUUGGUUAAAUCUGGUAGUUUAUUAGGAUAGUUCUUUAUGUAGUACCAUACUUUCACAAUCUUACCAAUAAUAGCAGCAUACUUUCACAUGUGGUAAAUAUAAAUUAUGCUGCUAAUUUGGUAAAAAAAAAGAUAGAAUGAAACUAUGUUGUUAUAAUUAUUGGAGAAAAUGAAAGUGUUAUUACCUGUAAAAGCAUAAAGAUUUGUAAUUUUGCAGGAUUAGCCCUAGUCAUUUAGAAUGUUUGGUACAACCAGUUGUCUUUGUGGCAAAAAAGAUGUAAUAUUACAUCAAAAGACAUAUGAUUGAAGUAUGUUAUACAUAUUAUAAGGAA